AUGGAUACGCAACAGGUCUCGUGCGUUAAGGUUUCUGGCUUGGUUUUAUUAAAGAUUAUCAAGCACUGUGAGGAGGAAACACUUCUCGCUACGGAGCAUGUAAAUGGUGUACUCCUUGGAUUGGCUGUCGGCAAUGCUCUUGAAAUAACGAACUGCUUCCCACUGCCGAAAAUCUCUGAAGACGAUCAGACUGGAAGCGAAGCGUUGAGUGCCUAUGAGUUCGAUAUGAUGAAAAACAUGCGCGAGAUUAAUUCCGACUAUCUCAGCGUUGGAUAUUACCUUGGUGGUUAUGGAUGUUCAUUUCUCACACGCUCCCUACUUGAGACCCUUUUCCAGUAUCAAACACUCAUUUCGGAAGCUGUUUUGCUGACCUAUGAUCCCUCUUGUGCCACUCGUGGUCAGCAGGGUCUUAAGUCUUACCGAUUGUCGAAAGUCAUUUUCGAUGCUAUGCUCGAAACGGAGAAGCGGGUGCGGUUGAUGGGGAACGCAAAGAAUCCUGAAAUCUCGUGGGAAUGUGACGCCUCUCUGCAUAGCGGAAAGACUAAUUUCACCCGGUUACUGGAAGAACUUCCAACUAGUGUGGUGAAUUCCAAACUCGCCCGCAUCCUUCUGAAGGACAUCGUGGACCAAUCAGAUGAGCAGAUUGCUGAUACGACUCAGGUCAAGUCCCGCAACAGCUUCUCAGGUCUUCAUCUAAGUAUGGCCAGCGACUUAGAGCAACAACUGCGAUCCCUCAUCCAACGUCUGGACAACAUCUAUGAGCUACAGUACACAUAUCAGCGAACUCUCAGCAAGCCGGGUACAUCGACCGCCCCUAAGGAUCAGCGAAUCAAGGAAUUGGCGCCCAUACGUUUGGAGACGGCGCUGGCCUCCUGUCAGGCGGACCUCUACUCCUCAGGUAUUGCCCAGUUGGCCGGCCAGACGGUGGGAAAACUUAUGCUCGCUGAGGCCAUACAUCAGUACAGAAACGUAGCUCCUAAUGUCACUGACACUGAGUAA
This is a messenger RNA of Echinococcus granulosus, 999 nucleotides long. RefSeq names its product Eukaryotic translation initiation factor 3 subunit H. Lineage: Eukaryota; Metazoa; Platyhelminthes; Cestoda; Cyclophyllidea; Taeniidae. Gene Ontology annotation, cellular component: cytosol; eukaryotic 43S preinitiation complex; cytoplasm. The transcript has 5 exons. The coding region runs from base 1 to 999 and encodes 332 amino acids. The record is from RefSeq and is a predicted model, not a curated record. Gene Ontology annotation, molecular function: translation initiation factor activity; metallopeptidase activity; protein binding.